Molecule: messenger RNA, 756 nt
Organism: Nematostella vectensis (starlet sea anemone)
Lineage: Eukaryota; Metazoa; Cnidaria; Anthozoa; Actiniaria; Edwardsiidae
Exons: 4
Coding region: 65-679 (204 amino acids)
Source: RefSeq, a predicted model, not a curated record
UAAACGGACCUUGAAGCGGGUUCGCCUUCUUGACAUGUCCUAUUAGUAAAAGUGAAGCGAGGAGAUGUCGGAACCACUAAGCCUAGGAUUCCGACUCGUAGUCAAGUUAGUACGUAGACUUUUCCCGAAUGUCCCACGGAUGACCACUGACCAACUCAAUGAAAUCAUGAGGCGCACGAGUAGUCAUGGAGAAGCAGAAACGCCUGGUGAAAACCUUGUUCUGUUGAACGGUUGGGAAUUUGUCCCUAAUACCAACAUUACAUCGGCUCAUCUAAAUACAAAAGGACUUCACUUGAUCAAGUCAGGCACCCAGGAUGUUCGUGAGGAGUUCGAGCGUGACGUCAGUCGUAUCGCUGGUUCUAUCCACGUACCUCCUGACACAGUGCGCAUGUCGAACGUUCUGACACAUGUCAAUCAAGGAGAGUCGUCGAAAGUCGUAUGCUAUUGUGCAGUGGGUUACAGAGCUAGCAUCAUGGCCGAUCGGAUUCUCACGGAGCUCGACAAACCUGAUCACAAAGAACUUCGCCAAUUGACGCGAGUGUACAUUCUAGAGGGGUCAAUCUUUAAGUGGGGUAACGAACUGAAGCCUUUGAUAGACGCCCAUGGGAGUAAGACGGUACACGUGCACGGCGUAGCUGCAGCCUGGAAGCUACUGUUAUGGCCUGAAUUACGGGGUUGAUCGUUACCAGUCAACAAAGAGGAUUUUCACGACAAAGACUUCUUGAAAUUGUACAAUAAACGUAUAAAAGAAGUAAA